AUGCCGUCGCAGCGACUUGCUCCCUCCCUCCCGCCCGUCACGGAAGGAGACGAGGAGGCGCGAUCCGGAGACAUUUCAGACUCGUCGACUCUCAGAGAAGACACGUCGGCCCGCGGCGUGGACGCGUCGACUAGCAAGGGGAGCGAAAGCGGAACAAGAGGCGAGAGGGCGGCGGUGCAGAGCGAGGGCGGAGCCGCAGCGAACCAAAUGUGCCGCGACGACUCGAUGACGUCGACGCCGCGGUCCGAAAAGUCAGAGUGUCGCACGGUGUUCACGCCGAACGAGCUGCUGCAGCUGUGCGACGCGUGGGCUGCGCCAUGGGAGGAUCGUCGCCCUCAUAGCCAAUCAACAUCGCCCGCACCUCGUGCCUCCAACUCUUCAUCGCAACCGUUGGAUCUUCAGCGCGCGCUCUCCUGCGAUCGCGCCUCACUCUCCAGCAUCGGCUUGUCGACCCCAUCCCCUGCGCGCACGGCAAGCGGAAGCGGAAGGAUCUCCGCAUCGCCUGGGCGCGGAAGCGGAGGUAUCACCCCGCAACCGAACGCUUCCCCGGGCCUUCUUCCCCCCCACUCCCCCAUGGUGUUGCGCGAGUGGGAGGAAUUUCUAUUCGUUAAGAAUGCUUCCCCCUCCCCCACCGCUACCUUCCGCCGAUCCCGCCUUGGCGCGGGAUCGGGGGAAUGCGUAAGCGGGUUACAGCUGGACUCGGGCUCCGCGAACAACGGCGGGAUUGGAGGAGGCGAUCCGAACAUUGACCCUGCCCUGCGAAACAUUCGCCUGCCGAUUCACAAGGUCGUUCGCAGCAGCUGGCCGCGAUAUCGCCUGCGACGUCGCGACCAUUUCGGCGUCGCCAUGGAGGGCGUCGCAGAGGGCGACGAGGAGAACGAAGACGACGACUCGUCGCCGUCGUCGUCUGCUGUCGCAGGGGUGCCUGAUCGGAGCGAGAGCGACAGUUCCGCGACAGACGCGCCAGGACUAGAACAAGCCGCGUCGGUGGCGGUUACCAUCUUUUCCGAAGCUGCCAUUGGCUCACAAGCGUCCCACGUGGCAAAAUCCGGAACACUAUCCGUUAGUCAACGACUUGCAGCAAACGGCUCCCCAGCAGCUGGCAACUCCAGGCCCGUGUCGCGUCGCCUAUCCGGGCAGAUGCGGCUCGGGGACGGAGCCAGCGGGAAAUCCGGGUUGAUCGACGGUUCUGCUGGCGAUCGGCGUGGAAAUGAUAGUAGCGAAGGGUUUGUGAAUAUGGCGGAAGGGAUGAUGGCGGGAGGAAACGCGGGGAAAUUGUUUCAGCUGCUGGAGCAAGUGGAUAGGCAUGGGGAUUAUUUCCGUGGUGACGUGGAGGACCCUGAUUUGACGAGCAGCAUGGACCUGGACGAGGAGGCGACGGAUGACGAACCAGGGUUCCUAGCGCGGACUGACGUGGCGCGGCUCGUAACGGACGGCACGGAUACACAGUACCUGCCGCGGCUGAACAAGUACUUCCCCUUCGGCGCGUUCACCAUCUUCCUAAUGAUGCAGUCGCUGGUGGCGGUGGUCGACUCGCCCACCGACAAGCGCGCCAUGUCUGCCACGUCACUCGCCAUCUGCUUCGCCGUCGCGGCGCUCUGCCCAUUCAUCAAGCGCACGGGGCACACCGCGCUCGUUCCUCGGAACAG
This is a messenger RNA of Closterium sp. Naga37s-1, 1649 nucleotides long. Lineage: Eukaryota; Viridiplantae; Streptophyta; Zygnematophyceae; Desmidiales; Closteriaceae. The record is from the annotation of a GenBank genome assembly.